Messenger RNA from Lachancea thermotolerans CBS 6340, 819 nucleotides. RefSeq names its product mRNA splicing protein YJU2 (gene YJU2). Gene Ontology annotation, cellular component: U2-type catalytic step 1 spliceosome. The record is from RefSeq and is a predicted model, not a curated record. Gene Ontology annotation, biological process: mRNA splicing, via spliceosome. The transcript has a single exon. NCBI's taxonomy places the organism in Eukaryota, Fungi, Ascomycota, Saccharomycetes, Saccharomycetales, Saccharomycetaceae. The coding region runs from base 1 to 819 and encodes 272 amino acids.
AUGUCCGAGAGAAAAGCCAUUAAUAAGUACUACCCGCCAAAUUUCAACCCUCUGGAGGCGGAGGAGGCGGCUCGUAAGCUUUCCAAGAAGUUAAAGACUAUGAAUCGAGACGUUAUCACCAUCCGACUUAUGACGCCAUUCAGUAUGCGGUGCUUGAAGUGCUCAGAGUUCAUACCCAAAAGCAGAAAAUUCAACGGUAAGAAGGAGUUGCUGCCUGAAAAAUACCUUGAUACUAUUAAGCAGUACAGAUUGAGUAUCAAGUGUCCCCGGUGCAAUAACAUGAUAGCCUUCCGGACCGAUCCUAAGAGUGGUGACUAUGUGAUGGAAAUCGGCGGUGUCAAAAAUUUUGUCGAAGAGAAGCCAGAGGAGAAGCUACCAGGAGACGAGACCUUAGACGAAACUCUUGAACGCCUCGAGAGGCAGCAACAACAGGAUAACAACCAGACCAAAAAUGACGACCACGAAGAUAAGCUGGAAAAAAUCGAGAAGCGGCUAGCUAAAUUGCAGAAAGAACAACAAGAUUAUGAGGAACUUGAAGCUCUGCGACGGGAAAAUAUAUCGAAAAUGAAGAAAGCUGAAGCAUUACAAGAGAAAAGUCACCUAUCUGCUCAGGAAGAAAGCCAGGGGGACGAGGAGAAAGCUGAAUUGGCUUUCCGGCUUUUCAACGCGCAAAAGGCUGACGGCGAGACCUCCGGGCCUGCGGUACACAUUACAGCGGCACCUGCCGCGAUCCCACAAAAAAUUCGUUCGAAAAAGAAGGCGAAGUCAAAUGCGCUGGGAGUCAUUGUUAAAAAGAAGAAUCGAGCCAGGCAGACCUAG